Messenger RNA from Babesia bovis T2Bo, 1113 nucleotides. RefSeq names its product ribosomal RNA-processing family protein. The coding region runs from base 306 to 1103 and encodes 265 amino acids. Gene Ontology annotation, biological process: maturation of SSU-rRNA from tricistronic rRNA transcript (SSU-rRNA, 5.8S rRNA, LSU-rRNA). NCBI's taxonomy places the organism in Eukaryota, Apicomplexa, Aconoidasida, Piroplasmida, Babesiidae. The transcript has 2 exons. Gene Ontology annotation, cellular component: nucleolus; 90S preribosome. The record is from RefSeq and is a predicted model, not a curated record.
UUUUAAAUACUAUUUAUCGCAAUCUAAAAUGAUAUAGGCCGACUAUCAUAGAUUUGGUUAUACAUUAGCACUGCUAAUGUCUUGAUAAUGGUAGUUCUUAGUUUGAAUAUUGAGAUUAUACGUGGAAAAAACGUUAAUAGCGUUUACAAGUCGAAGGUAGUAUAACCAUUAGCGGGAUAUUUCCAUUUUCGUUAUCUAAUUCUUGCUUUGUGCCUUGCUGUAAUAUAGUAGGCAUAAUACUGCAAAGUAGCCUUUUUUAUGUCACGUAGUACGCAAUAGCUAUCUUCUAUGCAGUCCACAUCAUAAUGGACGAUCUUACUCUGGGAGAGCUUAAGGCACUAAAGGAGAGCGCAUCUGCCACUUCAGAGCACCGCGAUGACACAAAUGAGGAUGUGAAUACCGAACGCGCGCCUUUAAUUAAAUCGCAAAAAACAUCGCAAACGUCAGCACCCGUCAAAAAGCGCAGUAGCAAGGCGCCGGUUACACUUUCAAACGACGUUGCUUAUAACCCAUACCAAAAGCUUAAAUUUGAUACCAAGGGGGGUAAAAAUAGAAUGAAAGCACGUGACCCACGUUUUAGUGACUUUUCUGGCACGUUAAAUGACGACUUGUUCAGGAAAUCAUAUGCAUUCCUGGGCGAUAUGCUGCAGGAUGAAGUCAAGGAAAUAAAAUCGGCACUUCGCGUUAGUCAGCGUGCUGGUGUCAACAGUAUAAAAACUGCCAAUGCAUUGAGAAACAUCGCACAUAUGAACAUAUCUAGCCUCUCUGACGCCAAACGUGCCCUUGAUCGCUAUACAACACAGCAGAAGCAGCUGAAGAGUGACCAGGCUUUACGUGAUUUAAAGAAAGACUUAAUUACUGAAGAGAAGCAGAAGAUUGCAACAACAUCGAAAACACCCUUUUAUUAUUCAACCAAGAAGGUUAAGAAGAUGCUACGUGACAAGGAGCGUGAUGCCAUAGAGGCUGCUUUACAAUCAUCUGCUAUUAAUGCUGACGGCGCCGGUAAGAUACACAAAAAGGUAUCCAAAGAAUCCCGGCGUAAGUUGACACGACAGAGACGUAGCGGUCAACUUGAUGCCUUAAAUAAGACUAGAGACUCGUAAUAAUAUAGCU